GGGCGGCGGCCGCAGCGGGCGGGCGCACUCCGGCAGAGCCAUGCUGGCGGCGCGCGUGGAGUAUAUCGCGCCCUGGUGGGUGGCGUGGCUGCACCGCGUCCCGCACGUCGGCUUGCGCCUGCAGCCGGUGGACAGCACCUUCAGGCCCCGCGAUGAGAGUUACCAGGAGUCGCUGCUCUUCCUGGGGCUGGUGGCCGCCGUCGGGCUGGGCCUGAACCUCGUCUUCCUCGCGGCUUACCUGGUGUGCGUGUGCUGCUCCCUGCAGACCAGUGCGGUGCAGACCAAGCGUCGCCACCCCUGCUGCAUCACCUGGACGGCCGUGGUGGCUGGGCUCGUCUGCUGUGCUGCGGUGGGCGUUGGUUUCUAUGGAAACAGCGAGGUCAACGACGGGGUGUACCAGCUGAUCUACUCCCUGCACAAUGCCAACCACACCUUCUCUGGGAUCGAUGUGCUGGUGUCUGGAACCACCCAGAAGAUGAAGGUGGACCUCGAGCAGCACCUGGCCCGGCUCAGUGAGAUCUUUGCCACCCGGGGAGAUUACCUCCAGACGCUGAAGUUCAUGCAGCAGAUGGCGGGCAACGUCAUCGUGCAGUUGGCAGGGGUGCCCGUGUGGACAGAGAUCACUGAGGAGCUGACCGAACUGGCCAGCCAGACUGGCUACGUGGAGUACUACCGGUGGCUCUCCUACCUCCUGUUCUUCGUCCUGGACCUGGUCCUUUGCCUCCUCGCCUGCCUGGGACUGGCCAAGAGCUCCAGGUGCCUCCUGGCCUCGGUGCUGUGCUGUGGGGUGCUGGCCCUGCUCCUCAGCUGGACGUCCCUGGCCGCUGACACUGCUGCGGCAGUGGGCACCGGCGACUUCUGCGCGGCUCCCGACGCCUUCAUUCUGAACAUCACGGAGGGCCAGCUCCGCACAGAGGUGACCCGUUAUUACCUGUAUUGCAGUCAGAGUACAAGCAGCCCCUUCCAGCAGGCACUGACCGUCUUCCAGCGCUCGCUGAGCAGUAUGCAGACCCAGGUGGCGGGGCUGCUGCAGUUUGCGGUCCCGCUCUUCCCCACGGCAGAGAAAGAUCUGCUCAGAAUCCAGCUCCUGUUGAAUUCAUCCGAGUCCAGCCUCCACCAGCUGAUGGCCAUGUUGGAUUGCCGGGGGCUGCACAAGGACUACCUGGACGCCCUCACUGGCAUCUGCUACGACGGCCUCAAGGGCCUGCUGUACCUCGGCCUCUUCUCCCUCCUGGCCGCCCUCGCCUUCUCCACCAUGAUCUGCAUGGGGCCAGGGGCCUGGAAGCACUUUGCCACCAGGGAUAGAGACUACGACGACAUCGACGAUGACCCCUUCAACCCCCAGGCCCGGCGCAUCGCCGCCCACAACCCCCCUCGCGGGCAGCUUCGCAGCUUCUGCAGCUACAGCAGCGGCCUGGGCAGCCAGACCAGCCUGCAGCCCCCGGCCCAGACUAUCUCCAAUGCCCCCGUCUCGGAGUACAUGAACCAAGCUGUGCUCUUCGGUGGGAACCCACGCUACGAGAACGUGCCACUCAUUGGAAGAGGCUCCCCUCCGCCCACGGCACCGUAUCCUGGGCCCGAUGGACAAAAAUGACCCAGGCACUUGUUUAAAAAUACCAGGCCAGGGACUUCACUGCAGACGUAGCCCGGGUGAACCUCGUCAUCAAGCAAGUUUGGAAAAUACUGCUUCAAGGAGGAGGGUCUCACUCUUGAACAUCCAUCACCUGGAAGACUCGUGACAACACAGGCCGCUGGAUAUCUGGGGCGGGGCUCGGGGGUUUGCAUUUCUGACCUGUUCCCAGGUAAAGCCUGAAGCCUGCUCAGGGGCAGGCUUCCUCACUCGGCGUACCAACACUUGAGCCAGGUCCUUGCGUGUCACGGGAGCUGUCCUGUGCGCUGCCGGAGGUUUAGCUGCGUCCCUGGCCUCCACCCACGCGAUGCCAGUAGCACCCCCACUCCAUAGCCCGCAGCCAUGACAACUGAAAAUGCCUCCAGACAUUAACCAGAUGUCCCCUGGGCAGGGGCAAAAUUGCCCCUGGUUGAGACCCACUGGGUUAAGGAGUCUCAGGCCCCUACUCCCUGCCCCCCAGCUGGAAGCCUUCGUCCAUCUCUGGCGUGAACGGCCUAGACCUGGACCCCGGAAACAUCCCUGGCGCUAGGAGACAGUCAGGGUCCUGUGGAGCAUUGCUACUUGGAGUUAGCUGCCCAGCAGCACCUGGAGCUUGCUAGAAAUGCAGAAUCUCAGGUCCUACGUGUGAUGUGGGAUGUGCUAACCUAAGAAGCCGCGUCUCUACUUCCGAGCAGAGGCUGGCUAACAUCUCCUGUGAAUGAACGCUUAAACUUUGUGUUUCUCCGACUUGGCUGCACUUGGAAGAACUUACAAAAAAAUAUUGGUGGCACUUAAUUUAUUUUUUUUUUCUGUAAGAUAAUUAUAGUCUCAUUUUUCUCACAUCAAAAGGAGAAAACAACUUAUCUCUCCUGUCCUAACAUUUAAUGAGCAGUUUGCCAGCGAAUUUAAAUGAAUUUAUCUUGUAAUAUAAUCACCCUGACGAUCUUAGAUCAUUCCAGUAGUGUCAAGCUUGUUUUACGAACUAGGACACUGAGUCUAAGAGGGUUAAUGUGAAUUGCUAAGAGCUACACAGCUAGUAAUAAUGAUGAUAAUAAGCAAUAAUAGUGAUAACGUUUAUGGAGCACCUGCUAUUAAGCUGAUUCAGACAUCGUCACUUUUAUCUAGUAGUAGCAGAUACUGAGCUGCUCGAUUUGCUCUCCACCUCCUUACUUGUCUUAGGCAGGGUCCCAGGACCCAGGAGAUAUGUACCCACCUGCAUGCAGGUGUAGCCCACAGCACGACUCUCCCAGCUUUAUGGAGGGAUUUGCUUUUGCACUACUCGAUGCCCCGUUGGUCAAGGAGGAACCUAAUGGGUCACUUGCCAGUGCUGGUGGCGGCACUUCAAAAGGCUUAAUUUUAUGUUAUGUGUGUUUUAUCACAUAAAAAAAGUACUGGUGGGUGUGGCCUAGGUUUCAGGAUGCUUUUAGACCCACCCCCGCCCCCGCAGUGUCUCUGAUGCACAGCCAAGUUUGAGAACCCCUGUGUUAGGGGUCUUGCCUGCUUCAUAUCAUUCCAUCCUUUCAGUGGAAAAGCUGAGUGCUCUUAGGUCCAUCGUGCAGGUGGGGCAACGGAGGCCUGGAGUGACAGGAGAACCUCCGCCGAGGUCAUGGGAUGAGCACGGUGCACAGCUGGGAUUUGAGCUCUGAGUCAGUGGGCCUGUGCCCUCAGCCUGCCCGCUAGGCGGGCUCCUAAGCACAGUGGUGCAUUACGGUGGCUGGUCGGCGUGUGCAUCUUGAGUUUGAGGCUGGGACCCAGAUGUCCUGACGGCCCCAGGGUUGACAGCAUUGGCAAACACGAAGCCUGCCCGGGCCACUCGACUAUCCUCUGAUAAGCCCCACGAGGCCUUGACAUUGAAACUUGGUGCCCGGCCGCUGUGGCUGGCCCAGCUCGCACUUCCUCAGAAGUUCCAGCAUUUUUGCUAGUGCGGUGUCUGGUUUAACGGGUGAUGUGUGACCCUGUUCUGAC
Messenger RNA from Balaenoptera ricei (Rice's whale), 3574 nucleotides. It is a transcript of the gene TTYH2, whose product is annotated as tweety family member 2. Gene Ontology annotation, cellular component: plasma membrane. Gene Ontology annotation, molecular function: intracellularly calcium-gated chloride channel activity; volume-sensitive chloride channel activity. The transcript has 14 exons. Lineage: Eukaryota; Metazoa; Chordata; Mammalia; Artiodactyla; Balaenopteridae. The coding region runs from base 41 to 1594 and encodes 517 amino acids. The record is from RefSeq and is a predicted model, not a curated record.